This is a messenger RNA of Musa acuminata AAA Group (dessert banana), 1128 nucleotides long. RefSeq names its product GCN5-related N-acetyltransferase 5, chloroplastic-like. The record is from RefSeq and is a predicted model, not a curated record. Gene Ontology annotation, molecular function: acyltransferase activity, transferring groups other than amino-acyl groups. Bases 12 to 995 code for a protein of 327 amino acids. The transcript has 2 exons. Lineage: Eukaryota; Viridiplantae; Streptophyta; Magnoliopsida; Zingiberales; Musaceae.
CGCAUGCAUGCAUGCAUUUGAAGACCACAAUAUUCUCCUUCCUCUUCCUCUCUCUCAUCAUCAUCAACAACAAGAACAGGAAGGACUCCAUGGCUUGUCCUCCAUCCACUCUUUCCCUCUCUCUUGAUUCCACCCUCCAACCCUGCCUCUUCGCCCCCUCCGCUCCUUCAACGACCUUAGCCGGCACCACCACCUCCCUCCCCCCGGAGAAGCGCCAGCCUUCGAUUUUCCGAAGUUUACUCGGCCGCUUCUCCUCCUCCUCGGCCACGCAACCCACCGCCUCCUCUCGCACCGACGCCCCCGACCAACCAGGCGCGGUCAUCAACGACGAGGCGGUCCAGGUCCUCCGGGACUUCCGCGUCAUCGUGGAGCUCGACCGCGGCGGCGUCCUGGAGAUCCGCCCCGUAGAACCCGGGGAGAUGGAGGCCACGGGGACGCUCCUCGCGGAGACCUUCUCCGAGUCCAGGCUCGUCCCCGUCCGGUACGCCCACCUCAUCGCCUUCCUGGUAAAGCAGUACCUGGAGGAGCGGCGCGCCCUGGAACCGCACGUGGCGGUGCUCAUCGGGUUCUACAAGGAGAGCGACGCCGAGGGACCAGCGCAGCUGGCGUGCACUGCCGAGAUCUCGUUCGACGCUCGCGGAGCCAAUGUCGCCCCGCCGACGCCCCACCCUCCCCCUGACUGCCCUUACAUCUGCAACAUGGCCGUCAGGAAGUCGCUGCGAAGGAGGAGGAUUGGAUGGCAUCUUCUGGAGGCAUGCGAGGAGCUGAUAACGAGAAUGAAGGCCAAAAGAGAAGUAUACCUUCACUGCAGGGUGGUGGAUAAGGGCCCCUUCGACAUGUACAGGAAAGCGGGUUAUGAGGUGUCGAAGACCGACAGCUACUUCAUCUGGUUGAGUCUUCAACGACGCAAGCACUUGAUGUGGAAAAAGCUGCCACCUCCAUCAGAUGACGACGCGGUCAAUAAAACCUCUGCUUGCGACGACCAUCCAAUCUGAUACCGCACCAGACUACGUACGAUGUUGCGUUCUGGAUCUAAUGCCAAGAAGUGUGCUUUUGGAAUGGUCACCGGGCCUUCAUGGUGCGUGGAGGAUAAGGUCGAUGAACUUGUUGUUGUUGCGGUAAAUUGGU